Messenger RNA from Peromyscus californicus insignis, 2200 nucleotides. RefSeq names its product androgen dependent TFPI regulating protein (gene Adtrp). Gene Ontology annotation, cellular component: endomembrane system; membrane. The coding region runs from base 685 to 1377 and encodes 230 amino acids. The record is from RefSeq and is a predicted model, not a curated record. NCBI's taxonomy places the organism in Eukaryota, Metazoa, Chordata, Mammalia, Rodentia, Cricetidae. The transcript is spliced from 6 exons.
CCGAGCCAUGUCUACACUCAGGUAUGCUGGCCAAAGCUAGCUCCCCAAGCUUCUUCCCUCUGGGCAAAAAAAAUGCUAUGCAGAUGGAAUGUCUGGACCUCGUUAGUUCUCUGGUAUAGGGGCGGGGGAGAUUGAGACACCCUUGAGUCUGUUCCUAGAGGAUCAAAGGCUGUCUCAAGCUUGAGAAUGUCCCUGAGAUUUCACAAGUAGAAUGACUAUACCUGGUUUUCUUAUCUGUCAUGAACACACCCAAGUUUCUACUUCCUGUUUUAAGACAGCCUCUCAUUCUUUGAAGAGACACUAUUACCACCACUGACUUUCUGACCAAAUGAAAAGGAAGAACAGAGGCAUGACCUUUUACUGAGUUGGCAUUUGUAGCAAACAGGUCAUGCAGUAAGCUGUGCCCUGUUCCAAGUACAGCUCUUGUGUGUUGCUCGCCUCAAAGCCCUAUUUUGAAAUAUGAGCAAACCGUCAGGUUAUCUAAAUGCAGCUAUCUGAAAGAGUUCCUCCCAAGCUUAUAAGAAAAAGUGCCUAAGAGAGAAGCAAACUCCAGCCUGUGUUCAAACUCUAAUUCCCAGAGGCCUUUGUUCCUACAGCCCUCCAGUCUGAACAGAGAGCAGCCGUGACUCCCAGGACUCAGAGGCAAGGCCGAAGGCAAGCACGCUGCUUCAGUCCACGGAAGCCAUGACGAAGACAACCACUUGUGUAUACCACUUCCUUGUUUUGAACUGGUACAUUUUCCUCAAUUAUUACAUCCCACAUAUUGGAAAGGAUGAAGAGAAGUUAAAGGAAUUCCACGAUGGUGGACGUUCAAAGUACUUGACACUCCUUAAUCUGCUCUUGCAGGCCGUUUUCUUUGGGGUUGCCUGCCUGGAUGAUGUGCUGAAAAGAAUCAUAGGAAGGAAAGACAUCAAGUUCAUCACAUCCUUCAGAGAUCUGCUUUUUACGACACUGGCUUUUCCUGUCUCCACAUUUGUAUUCCUGGUAUUCUGGACCCUCUUUCACUAUGAUCGAAGUCUCGUUUACCCCGAGGGCCUGGAUGAUUUCUUUCCAGCAUGGGUUAAUCAUGCAAUGCAUACCUCCAUAUUGCCCUUCUCACUGGCUGAAGCCGUUCUCAGACCACACCACUAUCCAUCGAAGAAGCUAGGACUCGCCUUGUUGGGUGCUUGUAACAUCGCCUACAUUAUCAGGAUCCUGUGGCGCUACUCUCAGACCGGAAACUGGGUGUACCCUGUGUUUGCCUACCUCAGCCCACUGGGUAUUAUCAUCUUCUUCUCAGCUGCUUACAUCCUGAAUGCUGGCAUUUACCUGCUUGGAGAGAAGAUCAAUCACUGGAAGUGGGGUGCCACAGUGAAGCCAUGGAUGAAGAAGAAAUGACCACACACUAUUUUCCAAGAGCCAUGGAAGAAGAAACCUAAGAACUGGUCAUCUUUCUGUUAUUCUCAUUAUCAUUAUUUCUUUUGAGAUCAGUGGUAGAAUAGCAUGCAGAGAUAGAAAGGACAGAGAAUGAUGCAUACAUUUAAUAAAGGGUAUGAAGGGAGCUUUGCUUGAGAUCUCUUGGUUUUCUAAAAGGCUGAUAGACAAUUCCUGAUGUAUCAGAAUCUGUUGUUGUUGUCUGACCUCCAUGGAGGAUUAAUUCUGACUAAAAAGGUCAAAGAAGCAUGUGCAAACUUGCUGGUGGACUAUGUAGAGAAGGGGUGUGGAAAGAGGAACUUAGAGUCAUCCAGUCAUCCAUCACUUUACCUUCAAGGGGGAUGGUGAGGACCCAGAUGACAAGUUAUAUCCAUCAAAAUAAUUGUCAUGCUGGAGUAGCAGUGUACAUGGGUAUUUCCAGCAUGCUGGAUGCUAAAUCAGAAAGAUCAUGAAUUCAAGGCUGUCCUGGGCAGCCAAGUAAGACCCUGUAGUGGUUUGAAAGAAAAUGGCCCCCAAAGGGAGUGGUACUACUAGGAGAUAUGGCCUUGUUGGACUAGAUGUGGUCUUGUUGGAGGAAGUGUGUCACUGUGGAUGUGGGCUUUGGGGUCCCACAUAUGCUCAAGCCAUGCCCAGUGAGACAAAUUACUUCCUGUUGACUGCCUAUCAAGAUGAAGGUCUCUCAACUCCAGCACUGUGUCUGCCUACAUGCUACCAUGUUACACCAUGAUAAUGGACUAAACCUCUGAAAAUGUAAGCCACCCCAAAUAAAUGUUUUUCCUUUAUAAGA